AUGAGCCGUGCUCCGUCGAAAACCACUGCUGCCGAGCCGCAAACCGACGGAAAGCGAAGAGAUAGCACUAGUGAGAGACAGAAAAAUCGGAAAAAAGCGGUGAAUUGAUAAUAUUUUGGGUUCGAUCGAUGCUUCAUCGUACACUGUUCAAGAAAAACCAACCGGAGAGUUGUUUUUGAGCGAAUUGGCGCACGCAGAGCAACCGAACCGCGAGCUCACUGUUGUGACGAGUAAGCGGACAUCCACGCCCCGAUCGUCUAAAAUCCUUCAGUGUCGUCAGCCGAAUCGAUGUCGUCGAUCUUCCCGAACUGGGUGCGCAUGGCCUACCGCCGUGGCCAGUACGAGCCGUUCGACAUGAACAUGCCGCCGCGACUCGUGCCCCGCAAAGCCCUCCACUACAAAUUCGACAGUCCUCUCACGGAGAGGGGUCAAAUCGUGGCGGAGACUUACGGAAGAGGACUCGCUCAGUGCGGUAUGAAUCCGUUCGAAAUCUACUGCUCCCCGGACAUGAAGGCGGUGCAGACGGCCGUUUUUGUGAUUAAGGGACUCGGAUUGUCCUACACUUCGGUUAGUUUGAGUGGCAUUUUUUGAAAAGGAAAACAAAAGAGAAGUAGAUCAACAUCGAACCCGCGCUCAUCGGCUACCGUCAACUGUUCCCGCACAACUAUCAGGAGAUGCUACUCUCUUCGAAAGUGUUCCUGGGCCUCGGCUACCCGAUCAACACUCAAUACGUGCCCUAUCACGGAUUCUUCCAAUCCGAAUCCAUCGACGACUACAACAUUCGUAUCCUUUCGUUCUUCAAGGAUCGCAUCGCGAAAAUUGAGCAAAAGUAUGAGAAUAAUGUCAUUCCGUAAUGUCUUGUUCAUUGCAGACAAGUGAUUGUGAUCGGAGACAACGUGAUGGUCGAAUUGGCCGCUAACGGACAGAUUCUGACGAUGGACGACAUUCUGAAGUGCACGAAGAGACCGUCUCUGCAGAUGAGCACCAUCGUUCUGAAGCCGCAAGAAGCAAAGUCGGCCGACUCGCCCGUUCUCCCGUUCACAAGAAGUCUGUUCGCGGCGAGACCCGGAUUGUGGCACGAGGCACCGCAGAAGCUCUCGGCGCCCAAUCACCCUGAGAUUUAA
Caenorhabditis sp. 36 PRJEB53466 is the source of this 1124-nucleotide messenger RNA. The record is from the annotation of a GenBank genome assembly. Lineage: Eukaryota; Metazoa; Nematoda; Chromadorea; Rhabditida; Rhabditidae.